AUGGGAUCAUUCAAAAUAUCCAAUCCGUCAUCAUUGACACCACAUCUCCUCCGACUACCAGCAGAGCUCCGUCUCAAAAUCUACGAAUAUGCCUUGGCAGUACCAAACGAGUACAUGAACAAGCCAUUGAUAGUGGUCGACGACCGUGGCAAAGUCUUCACAGCCCGCGGCCAAUACAGAGCCCUAGCAAUGAGUCCAAGCUGGGUUGGCGAAGACGGCACAGCACGCAAGCUCCUCGCCGUCAACCACCAAAUCCACGACGAAGCCGAAGACUACCUGUACUCACAGCACACGCUGUUCUUCCGCAACUCAUUCAACCUAGAUCGGCUGGGCGAUUUCCUCGGCACGCUUAGCGCAACUGCGCGCUCGCGCAUUCGCAGCGUUGGCUUUGAGGUCUUCUUCUUCGUUCAUACGCAGACGGGCGUGCCGAAGCGUACCAUCAAGCAGUAUGAGCUUGCUGCCAGGCUUCUUUCCGAGAAGUUACCCGCUUGGCGGAGUGUGUUGUUUUAUCUUGAUCCGCGCUUUUAUUAUCCCUCUGCUAAUGUUGGUGGGAGAGAUCUCACGGCGAGGGGAGUGUUGGAUCUUGCUAUGCGGUUUGGGUGCUGCCGGGAUAUUAGUUUCUUUCCGUUGCCGAAUGGUGAUCAGCGCCUUUUGGAAGAAGCUCAGCAGUUUGUUUGGAGGAGUCGAUCGCCGCCGAGGUCGCCUGCUUAUUGUUCGCUUUCGAAGAAGUAUCCGUUUGCUUCGGAUUUCUCGAAGUCUUUGCCAAGUCACUGGUCCACGUCAUCUGUUUUCUGA
Messenger RNA from Penicillium canescens, 795 nucleotides. RefSeq lists its product as uncharacterized. The transcript has a single exon. The coding region runs from base 1 to 795 and encodes 264 amino acids. NCBI's taxonomy places the organism in Eukaryota, Fungi, Ascomycota, Eurotiomycetes, Eurotiales, Aspergillaceae. The record is from RefSeq and is a predicted model, not a curated record.